Messenger RNA from Labeo rohita (rohu), 975 nucleotides. It is a transcript of the gene nip7, whose product is annotated as NIP7 nucleolar pre-rRNA processing protein. Gene Ontology annotation, molecular function: RNA binding. The coding region runs from base 108 to 650 and encodes 180 amino acids. Lineage: Eukaryota; Metazoa; Chordata; Actinopteri; Cypriniformes; Cyprinidae. The transcript has 5 exons. Gene Ontology annotation, biological process: ribosomal large subunit biogenesis; ribosome assembly. Gene Ontology annotation, cellular component: nucleolus; preribosome, large subunit precursor; nucleus. The record is from RefSeq and is a predicted model, not a curated record.
CAUGACGUCACAGGUGUGCGACGGAUCUGAACCCACGUGUCUUUCGCGCUGCGAGAACUGCAGUGUUUUCGAGCUUCUUUAGUAAGAAUAUACUUAUUCUUUUCAACAUGCGUCCGUUAACAGACGAAGAGACAAAAACGAUGUUUGAGAAACUCUCUAAAUACAUUGGGGAGAAUAUCAAACUUCUUAUUGAUCGGCCUGAUGGGACUUACUGUUUCAGACUUCAUAAUGAUCGCGUAUAUUAUAUGAGUGAAAAAAUCUUGAAGUUGGCUACAAAUAUCUCCCGAGAUAAACUGGUAUCGGUUGGUACGUGUUUCGGAAAGUUCACAAAAACACAGAAGUUUCGUCUGCACAUCACAGCUCUCGAUUUCCUUGCUCCAUACGCUAAGUUUAAGGUGUGGGUGAAGCCGGGAUCAGAGCAGUCAUUCCUGUACGGAAACCACAUCACGAAGUCCGGCCUGGGGAGAAUCACAGAAAACACAGCGCAGUACCAAGGAGUGGUGGUGUAUUCAAUGUCUGAUGUACCGCUGGGCUUUGGAGUGGCAGCAAAGACCACACAGGAGUGUCGGAAAGUCGACCCCAUGUCCAUAGUGGUUUUCCAUCAGGCUGAUAUCGGCGAGUACAUCAGAAGUGAAGACACUCUUACAUAAGAGAAUAUCUCCAGUAUUCAUGGACAGUUCAUUACAUAGUUCAUUAUUGGCAAUUGGAUUUCGUUUUACACAAGUUUUUGACAGACUUUCACAUCUUGCAUUCUUUUGGACAGUUUUCAGUGUUUAAACAAUAUAUGUUGUAGGUGACUUUUCACUGACUAUUUCUGUAUGAAAGAAAUAAAAAAGACCAACAAUUCAAGGUUUUGAAAUAACGGUAUGUUUUGUGAUUUCAUGAAUUAUUUUCUUCUGAUUUUAAAAUGAUACAGGGCAGCUGGGUAGUACCAAACCAAACAGGAUACAAAACCAGAUCAAAUCAGACCAACUU